AUGACGUCUCACGUAGCGGCCGCCCACUUGUCGCCCACGGCCCCACGUCGACGCCACAAGGAACAGCCAUCAGAAGCGACCGCUCCCGCCGUAUGGACUGUGUCGGACUGGGCCACCCACCCCGUGAUCGAGAGCUUCUACGGCCACGCGCGCCACGCACGCGCCAGUUCGUUCUACGACGUAAUGUGUUCGCCACUGAACGCGACUGCCACAACGACACUGGGCGAGAGCUGCUACGGGUACGCAAACGUGACGGACAACAACGAGAAGGACAGCGAGGACAGCUGUCGGCUCAGUGGAGUCGCUGCAACGAGUCCCCACGCGCGUCGCCUGUUGUGUGGCUCGUUCGCCUACUCCUGUACGACGGACACGAGUGAGGAAGCGGCUCUGAGCAUCGGUCCCGAGAGUCCUGCGGACGACCGUAUAGCGGCGCUACACAAGAGCUACAGCAGCAGCAGUUGCGCUAUGCGCAGCGGCUCUGGCUUUGCCCAGUGGAACAAAAUGAGACGGACCAUGAGUCUUAACGGUAGUCCGUCCCUCGUGCCUGUCCCGCCCGACCACCACUUUACCGCCAGGAGACCAGGAUCUACUUUGAUGCUGGAGGAUCUGCACGACAGCGACGAGUGUCGUGUGAGUGCGGCUUCGUCACUGGAUUGUGGGGGCCUCGUGGGCCUCUCGUCGCCUCCAACUUCGAGCAGGCUACGGGCGAAACUGCAGGCAAGUCUGCGGGACUUGAACCACCAUAUUGCACUGGAACACAAACGCUUGCAUCAGGCGCAGCGGGCUGGCAAAAAGUCAAGAGCGAAACGACCGGUAGCUCCUGUUUCGAGCGUCGUGUGGGGUCUUUUGUGCGGCACACGAAGGACGGAGACGUCACAUGCCGAUGGCUUGGCACCCUUGACCGAGAAGCUGGGGGUGGCUGUCUCUCACCGUGCGCUCAAUCAGUUACAACGACAUCGGCGUCAUGUGCGAGGAAUCUUGAAAAUCGUGAUGGCACACCACCCAGACCUGGAGCUCACCGAGCGUCAGCUGGACUCAUUUGAAGUGGCAGACGUCAUGCUGGCUGCCGACAUCAAGUACAUCGUGCUGCACCAGCAGUAUACGCUUUUGGUUGCCAGUGCUGCACAAAGGCGACGUGCUCUAGCGGAGGCAAAGCUCUGCAACGGUAUCGACUGCUUUGAAAAGCCUCAAGCAAAAAGAUUGAUGCUGUCGAAAUUGCUUGAGGCCGUGAGCUGGUAUCGAUUGAUGCAGCGGAAUGCCAGGGAAAAAUCAGCGUUGAGUUCUGUGGGUACGGUAUCUGCUUCAGAGUCGGCCAGUUCAGCGGCGUUGGAUGGUGCUGGUCCACAGGAGCGGCAAGUGGAGAAGAUGCUGAGCGUUUUGUCCGACGAAGACUUUUAUUCUGACUUCAGCAAACUGAUGUGCCAGCCAGACUGGUGGGAGGUCGCACAGGCUCAUUUUGAGAAUCUCAUUUUCUCAUCGAGACAGUCUCGUAUCUGCCUGUGGGUUCUGCAGCUCUCACAAGAUGUUGCUGCUGUGAGUUUCGAAGAGCUAGAGGAGAACGAGAGUGGUGGACUGCGAUCUCACACGAGUCUUUUGGCAGAGAGGGGUGCGCAUCGUAGGCCGCAGCAUGCUUCAUGGACGAAUGACACACCGCCCGAACGGAUUAUCGACUUUGUGAACCGACUGACUGGCCGUGUUCGACGUGAGUUCGAUGUACCAUUGGAUGUCAGCAAGAGCCUUAGUGUCUUUAUUCAGCGCACGGUAUUCCUGCGUUGUGCUGUACUCUGUUAUGAUCAGAAGGCGACCCGUGAAUGCCAGCAAAAAGACAAGCUAUGGCGGAAAAGAUGCGCCGAGCUGAGUGGUUUACCGAUGGAGAAUUUGGGUGUGUCGCCCGACCUGGUUGCUAAGAUUUGCUGUAACUUGCCCAGCCGUCACAUCGAUCGAUCAAGUCACGGGCACGAUCCCAGUCAAGAGCGCGUAUUCUUCGUUCGCGCGAUCGAAGCUUUCAACGGCAUGAUGAGUGUGGUGCCCUGCGAUCUGCUCGACGAGCUCAUGCACGGUGUUGUGAUCUUACACCACGAAGCGGCUCUCGUGCUAGGCACAACGCAGUUUUCGGUGGAGACCUUCUUUCCAUUGUUGGCGUACGUGCUGAUACACUGUCGACUGCUGACGAUCCACGCACAGCUACAUGUUCUGGAGAAUUUUGCCAUUACCGCUGACAAUGCGAACGGCGAGGAGUCUUACUACGUCUACUGCGUGCAUGCUGCGGUCGAGUACAUAUGCAACACGACUGGGUUGGGAGUUAAUGCGACUUCUGCCGGUGCACGUGGGUUGAGCACAACCUCCAGUACAUUGUUGACACCAGGCAUGACGGAGAUGAAACCGGCCCUACUCAUGCACAACUCGUCGCCACGCAGGAGUUAUGGUGCUUUCUCAUCGGAUCUCGAGGUAGAAGGGAAAGCCUCGCGUCCACCGCCAAGUGCAAAGUGA
Messenger RNA from Hyaloperonospora brassicae, 2490 nucleotides. Lineage: Eukaryota; Oomycota; Peronosporomycetes; Peronosporales; Peronosporaceae. The record is from the annotation of a GenBank genome assembly.